Messenger RNA from Odobenus rosmarus divergens (Pacific walrus), 1733 nucleotides. RefSeq names its product ribonucleotide reductase M2 (gene RRM2). Gene Ontology annotation, biological process: deoxyribonucleotide biosynthetic process. The transcript has 10 exons. The record is from RefSeq and is a predicted model, not a curated record. Gene Ontology annotation, molecular function: ribonucleoside-diphosphate reductase activity, thioredoxin disulfide as acceptor. Bases 44 to 1222 code for a protein of 392 amino acids. Lineage: Eukaryota; Metazoa; Chordata; Mammalia; Carnivora; Odobenidae. Gene Ontology annotation, cellular component: cytosol.
GACCUGCGCGCCGCCUCCACUGCCGUCGCCUUUCGCCGCCGCCAUGCUCUCCGUCCGCGUCCCGCUCGCUACCAUCGUGGACCCCCAGCAGCAGCAGCAGCUUCAGCUCUCGCCCCUCAAGGGGCUCAGCCUGGCGGACAAGGAGAACACGCCCCCGAGUCUCAGCGGGACCCGCGUGCUGGCCAGCAAGACCGCCAGGAGGAUCUUCCAGGAGCCCGCCGAGCCGAAAACUAAGGUGCUUGGCCCCAGCGUGGAGGACGAGCCACUCCUGAGAGAAAACCCUCGUCGCUUUGUCAUCUUCCCUAUCGAGUACCAUGAUAUUUGGCAGAUGUAUAAGAAAGCUGAGGCUUCCUUUUGGACAGCUGAAGAGGUGGAUCUUUCCAAGGACAUUCAGCACUGGGAAUCCCUGAAGCCUGAGGAGAGAUACUUUAUAUCCCACGUUCUGGCUUUCUUUGCGGCGAGUGAUGGCAUCGUAAAUGAAAACUUGGUGGAGCGGUUUAGCCAAGAAGUUCAGAUUACAGAAGCCCGCUGUUUCUAUGGCUUCCAAAUUGCCAUGGAAAACAUCCAUUCUGAGAUGUACAGUCUCCUCAUUGACACUUAUAUUAAAGAUUCCAAAGAAAGGGAAUUUCUCUUCAACGCCAUCGAGACAAUGCCUUGUGUAAAGAAGAAGGCAGAUUGGGCCUUGCGUUGGAUCGGGGACAAAGAGGCUACCUACGGAGAACGGGUUGUGGCUUUUGCUGCUGUGGAAGGAAUCUUCUUUUCUGGUUCUUUUGCGUCGAUAUUCUGGCUCAAGAAACGCGGCCUGAUGCCUGGCCUCACCUUUUCCAAUGAACUUAUUAGCAGAGAUGAGGGUUUACACUGUGACUUUGCCUGCCUGAUGUUCAAACACCUGGUCCACAAACCUUCCGAGCAGAGAGUGAAGGAAAUAGUUAUUAAUGCCGUUCGGAUAGAGCAGGAGUUCCUCACGGAGGCCUUGCCUGUGAAGCUCAUUGGGAUGAAUUGCACGUUAAUGAAGCAGUAUAUUGAGUUCGUGGCAGACCGACUUAUGCUGGAGCUAGGUUUUGGCAAGGUUUUCAAAGUAGAAAAUCCAUUUGACUUUAUGGAGAAUAUUUCACUGGAAGGGAAGACUAACUUCUUUGAGAAGAGAGUAGGCGAGUAUCAGAGGAUGGGAGUGAUGUCAAGUCCAACAGAGAAUUCUUUUACCUUGGAUGCUGACUUCUAAGAGAAAUGAAGAUGUGCUCUUAUUUUGCUGAUUUUUUUUCCCCUUUCUCAUCCAAAAAAAAAAAAAAAAAAAUCAGCUACUUGAAGUGUAUCAAACCAGCUACACCAUGAAUUAAUAAUGUUCAUUAAUAGUAUUGUUAAAACUGUGUAGCUACCUCAUAAGCAAGCCUGUUGAUUAGUGAUGCUAGUUGUCUCACCUAGAAAGAAGCAUAGGCAAAAGCUACUCGGAUUCUUAGGAAAGACCUUGGCCGUGUUUGGCUUUUGCAGGCAGGCUGGCUGUCGGUGAGUUCACUGUGGCUCUUAGUGGCAGUCAGGGCUCAACAUGUGUGGACCCUGGAGUGAGUCAGAUCCAGCAGGAUUAAUCAGUCAGUUACUCAAAGGCCCUUGGGAGGUCUCAGCCUUGGUGCUUCAAAGCAGAUUUUAAAGUUUACUUACUGAUUUAUAUAUAAAACUGGCACUUUACAUACAAAUAAACAGUUUGUACUGUUGAAAUAAAGGCCUGAUUUAACCUA